GUUGGUUUUGUAUUUUCAGUUAAUGCUGGUUUGAAUGCUUGCUAGCGUUAGCUUGGUCUCUGGACUGGCUUGCUGUCGCGCGCGUGUUGACGGAGCGAAUGAGCUGAAUAUUGGUUGUUGGCUGCUGGCUGCCAGACUUACAUAAUAACCGAAUGUGGUGUAUAAAACGCUGCACUGUGUCAGUUAGCGUAUCAUUUGCAGUUUAACAUUCAACGAUUUCACAGACCGGAAACGAGACACACAGACGGUCUGCAGCUCCUGGCGUAGUUACAAGAAAGCGUGAUUUGGAUUUUUUCAGCAGACGAAAUGGCCAAGUGGUUCAUAUUGAGCGUUCUGCUGUGCGCCGGUGGUGUUGUACAUAGCAAACCCACAUUUGGCAAGGAACACGUGCACAUUCGCAUCCAUCUGGCAGAGGAUCAUGGUCAUGGCGGUGGACAUGGUGGUGGCGGCUUUGGUGGUCAUGAGACCGUGAUUAUUGAUGGGGGCGGACAUGGUGGCGGACAUGGAGGCGGUCAUGGUGGCGGUCAUGGCGGCGGCGGAUACGGCGGUGGUGGUCAUGGACAUGGUGGGGGCGAUAUCAUUGGACCAUUGACUGGCGGUCUGUUGGGCGGUGGUUUUAUAAGUAGCGGACACGGUGGCGGUCACGAUCACGGACAUGGCGGUGGUCACGAUUACGGACAUGGCGGCGGAUUCGGCGGUGGAGGUGGUGGUCAUCAUGAGACCAUUAUUUUAGAUGCUGGCGGUCAUGACCAUGGUGGUGGCGGAGGUGGCGGCCACGGUGGCGGCCACGGUGGAGGCUAUAGUGCAGGUGGGCAUGGCGGCAGCGCUGAAACCCAUACACUUAUUAUCUCAGAUGCUGGCGGACACGGUGGUGGUGGUAGUGGUCAUGGUGGCAGCUAUGGUGGCGGUCAUGGUGGUGGCGCUGAAUCACAUACACUUAUCAUCUCAGACGCUGGUGGUCAUGGACACGGAGGUGGUGGUAGCGGCGGCUACGGUGGCGGGUAUAGUGCAGGUGGACAUGGCGGCGGUGGUGCUCAAGUAGAUACCUAUGCAAUUAUCAAGGAAUCCGGUGGUGGUUACAGCGCCGGCGGUCAUGGUGGACAUGGCGGUGGCUAUAGCUAUGGCGGUGAUCAUGGUGGCAGCAGUGGCGGGGACUCACAUUUGGCUAAAAUUGCAGCCAUAGCAACAUCUAGUGGUUCGCACAGCAGCGGCGGUGGUGGUUAUGGCGGCGGUGGCUAUGGCGACAGUAGUGGCGGUGACGCACAUUUGGCGAAAAUAGCAGCCAUAGCAGCAUCUAGUGGUUCGCACAGCAGCGGCGGUGGUGGUUAUGGCGGCGGUGGCUAUGGCGGCAGCGGAGGCGGUCAUGAUGACGCACACAUAGCGGCAGCCGCAGCUGCUGCCAGUUCAUCUUCACAUGGUAGCAGCGGCGGUUAUAGCAGCGGUGGCGGCUACAGCAGCGGUGGGGACUCACAUUCCAUCGCUAAUAUAGCUGCCGUAGCAGCUGCCAGCGACUCACACAGUGGUGGUGGUGGCGGCUAUGGCGGUGGCGGUUAUGACGGUGGUAGCAGCUACAGCAGCGGUGGUGGUUAUGGCGGUAGCAGCGGUGGCGGUCACCUCGAUACUGCUGUUAUUGCCGCAGCAGCUGGCUCACAUGGAGACGCAAGUGGCGGUAGCGGCGGCGGUGGUGGCUACAACUAUGCACCAGCAAGCGGUGGUGGUGGCUGGCAAUCGUCCGGUAGUGGUGGUUGGGCGGCCUCCGGCAGUGGCGGCGGUAGCGGUUGGUACAAACGAAAAUGAGCGUGUAUUGGGGCGCCACCAAAGUAUAGUUUCUUAAGAAAAUGCAUAAAUAUGUUUUCUAAUGUUGUUAUAGACGCACUUUAGAUUAGGCAUAUUUAUUCUAGUCCACCAAACCAGAGAGGCAGAGCAGUUGAGUAGCUUUCAUUGCAGAAACCAAGGCUGACACCAUUGUAAGGUCAAUAAGUUGCUCGCCGCCCAAAUCACCUCACGCCUUUCAUUUUACAUCGAAGUACAUGCAUAUUUAUAUAUACAUAUACAUACAUAUAUGUACCUAGUACGCUCAUCAUAAAUUAUGUUUGACAAUCAUUUUGUUAUAAAAAAUAUUUUUAUUUAAGUUGUUACCAUAUUUUUAAAGAAAAAAAUGUGCUAAAUUAAAUUAAUUUAUAUUAUUAAA
Molecule: messenger RNA, 2191 nt
Organism: Bactrocera oleae (olive fruit fly)
Lineage: Eukaryota; Metazoa; Arthropoda; Insecta; Diptera; Tephritidae
Source: RefSeq, a predicted model, not a curated record